UAGAAUAUAUUCGCGCCAACCCUUUUUUAUUUCCCCUUUUGCUUUCUAGGGUUUAUCUUUCUCCCUUUGGAUUCCUUUAGCAGCGAGAAAAAAUUCGGGAGAUUUCAAAAAGAAAAUUCAUGGCGUUUGAAUCAUCUCAGGAAACAGAGAAUUUUCUGUGCGAACGAUUACUAGAUCAAAACCAACCAAUUUCUGAGCGUUUUAGAGCUCUCUUCUCUCUUCGCAAUCUCCGUGGCCCUGGACCUCGUCAAGCACUUGUUCUAGCAACGAGAGAUUCUUCAAAUUUGCUUGCUCAUGAAGCAGCAUUUGCACUAGGUCAAAUUCAAGAUGCAGAAGCAGUUCCUGCUUUGAAGGAGGUUCUUGAGGAUUUUUCUUUGGAUCCUAUUGUUCGUCACGAGGCGGCAGAAGCACUUGGAGCAAUUGGCAUAGAGGCUAAUAUACCGCUUUUAGAAAAGAGUUUGAGGUCAGAUCCUGCUCCAGAAGUGCGAGAAACAUGUGAAUUGGCUCUUAGCCGAAUUGAAGAACAGAAGCGUACUAAUCUGAAUGACAAAACAUCCGAUGAACCAGCAUCACCUUUUCUUUCAGUUGAUCCUGCGGCACCGGCUUCAUCUAGCUCAUCUGUAGAUCAACUAAGGGAAGUUCUUCUUAAUGAAGAGAAAAGUAUGUAUGAGCGAUAUGCAGCUCUUUUUGCACUUCGGAACCAUGGAGGAGAAGGAGCUGUAACUGCUAUUAUUGAUUCUUUGGGGGCUGGGAGUGCUCUCCUGCGGCAUGAGGUUGCAUAUGUAUUAGGUCAACUUCAAAAUAAAGCUGCUUGUGAUGCUCUUGCCGUAAUACUUAAGGAUGUUAAUGAGCAUCCGAUGGUCAGACAUGAAGCUGCUGAAGCACUUGGUUCCAUUGCAGAUGAUCGAAGUGUAGAGCUUCUGGAAAAGUUUGUGAAGGAUCCUGAACCUCUUGUUUCUCAAAGCUGUGAAGUUGCGCUCAGCAUGCUGGAGUUUGAAAGAUCUGGAAAGUCUUUUGAGUAUCUCUUCAUGAAGGUACCUCAGGUGGACGCUGUGUAGUGUCAAAACUAAAGUUAAGCUAUUGCUUUAUUAUCUUCAGAGCUACUCCGAGGGGAAGGAGACAAAACACAGUCUUUGGUAUAAAAAUCAUCCCCAACGAAUACCAAUAGAGAACAUAAGUUAACCGAGUAGUCUCCAAUUGAUACUGGAUUCCAAUUGAAAUUCAAGGUCUAUUAUCAUCUUCAUCAUCACAGACACUUGAUGGCUCGAUUUCUGCCUGAACUUUGUUCACAGAAUUUGUUGGCAGCUAUAUUGUUGGGAUCAGAACAUAUAUUGUAAAAAGUUUAAAACUUUCCAUCUUUUGCUGAUAACUUUGUUUUUUCCAUGGAGGCCCAAUAUAAUAGGAAGAGUGAAAAUGAAACUGAAAUUGUCCUUUUGAAUUUCAUGGAAUUAGAAACCGAUAGAGUAUCAUGUCUUUUUUCU
Messenger RNA from Papaver somniferum (opium poppy), 1481 nucleotides. RefSeq names its product deoxyhypusine hydroxylase-B-like. The transcript has 7 exons. Gene Ontology annotation, biological process: peptidyl-hypusine biosynthetic process. The record is from RefSeq and is a predicted model, not a curated record. NCBI's taxonomy places the organism in Eukaryota, Viridiplantae, Streptophyta, Magnoliopsida, Ranunculales, Papaveraceae. Gene Ontology annotation, molecular function: deoxyhypusine monooxygenase activity. Bases 120 to 1058 code for a protein of 312 amino acids.